This is a messenger RNA of Trypanosoma cruzi, 2634 nucleotides long. RefSeq lists its product as uncharacterized. NCBI's taxonomy places the organism in Eukaryota, Euglenozoa, Kinetoplastea, Trypanosomatida, Trypanosomatidae. The coding region runs from base 1 to 2634 and encodes 877 amino acids. Gene Ontology annotation, molecular function: phosphatidylinositol binding. The transcript has a single exon. The record is from RefSeq and is a predicted model, not a curated record.
AUGUCAUGUCACGUCAUGUCGCGUGGAAUGACUGGGGAAGAUGACAUCAUUUUCGACGUGGCGGCAAUAGAGGCCAAAAAGAAAAAGAAGGAGCCGCGGAAUUAUUUGACCGACGGCACAUUAGAGAGGAUGGAGAGGGGCGAGUCGGUAGCGAGUAGAGCGGGGGAAGGCAAUGACGACGAGGAGGCGGAGGAGGAGGAGGGGAACGAUGGCCGCAGCGAUCCGAGGCGUGUGAAGGAAGGCAACAAGUCGCUUUUUUCCCGCAUUCGACAUCGUCUGCAGCCACACCGCUGCGCUGAGAAGGACCCAUCCAACACGUUUAGUGCUGACGUGCGUGGCGUCACGGUCCAUGCGUCGGUGCCACGCCUGUUGACAGCCGACAUGCUGGCGGGGUUAUGUAUUCAGGAGGCAUCCGUCCCUUUCGCCACGGUCUUUUACAGCCCAGAGGGUUUUGUUGUCAAGUACGCCGUCGUACUGCGGCUCAGCGACGGCAGACGAUUGGUUGCAGACCGCCGAUACAGCGACCUCCUCUCUUUGCACCAUGUCAUGAAGAAAAUACAUUUCAACAGCGCCAGACGCUCAUUCGUCGGGCAUGUCGCACAAUCGACAUCUGUCCCGCCGUUCCCGCACUUCCCGGGCCGUGGCAUCAUGCGGGGGAGUAAAUAUCCGACCAUCACGUUUCUUCUGCAGCGGCGACGUGAACUGGACGAGUACUUCCGCGUGUUGACAUGUGAAUCGCCUGCGGGUGUGCAGGAGUGCCUCACGUCCUUUGCAGCCCGCGAACUGUUGAUACGUUUUUGCAUGCCCACUUCAAGGCGAUGUGGAACGGACGACGGGGCGGCGGAGGAGCCUCAUGAGGGGGAUGCUGGCGACAGGAGGAAAAAGAAGGGCGGCAGUCGCAAGGACAAGGGAGGGAUGAAAGGGACGCUGCCGAUAUCAACACAUGCAACUUCUUUCUGCCUUCUUGAUGAUGGGUUUGACUGGAAUGCGCUACUGGGAUCCGUGAAGGCUACAGGAACAUCAUCUUUAUUAUUAUUCCCAUCAUCAUCAUCUUUAUCGUUAGAAAAUCGGCAAGCUGCCACCAUGAAGCCUAAAUGCACAUUGACAUCUUCUUCUGCCAUGUCUUUUGAGGUCAAUGAGGGGGUCUUGCAGAUGAACUUGGGUGAUUUCUCUGCGUUAAGGCGAGUGCUGGAGCCCCGAUUGGAGUGCACAGACAACAAUGAUAACAACGACAGCAGCGGUACCAGGAGGGAAGAUGAGCAUGUCGCACAUGCAGGAAUGAUGAGUUUCUUUAAUGCCCCUCAACGUGCCUCUGUGUGUAGAAAUCCGAGAUGGAUUCAGGACGCGUACGGCGUACGGACGUCCACGACGGAGGACCCAAACACGACGAUGCUUCCGUGCAUGAGCGCCAUACCGACACUUCUCUUUGCGACCUCCCACGCAAAGAUGUACUUUGACGCCAUGAAUCCCCACCGCCUGCGGGUGGUGGUGAUGUGCGGUGAGGGACAUGAGUGCAUCACAGAGGUCAUGCGUCGCCGUGAUGCGUUGGUUGCCUUCUACACAGUUGUCGCAGGCCGCCACAAUGUAGACAUUUUGCCGUCAGCGGAGGAAGCAGGCUACCUCUUAAGUGGGUACAGAAGGCAUAAGCGGUGGGGGGAUCUUCUGCGGAUGAAAAUGUUGGGGGUGAAGAGCCCGCGGUGUCAUUUGACGCCUCGCACGUCUUCAUCGAAGAAUUCAUCAUCGGCACCGUCCUUGUCGGUUGCGGCGGCACCACUCAGCCUGGCAGCGGAGGCAAAGUGCCACAGGGACGCGGCAGCCGACACGGCCGGCACGAAACCCUCCACACGUACCGAAAAGAGAGACGGGGCCGAGGGCGAUGAGCCUGCGACGGGGCAGGCGUUGAGCCAAAAUUCUCCCUCUCAUGAUCGCCCUGAGGACACGAAACACAAAUGUCCGGAACCUCUUCACACCGAAAGGGACGUCAGUGAGUUGCCUGCUGCCGCUGAUGAUGAUGAUGGUAACAAUGGGGUGGACGCGGUGGUGCGUGUGCCGUCAUGUUCGUCUUCCUCAUCAUCGUCUUCUCCACUGCAGCCAAUUCUCUCCGCAUCGCCGCCGGUGUUUUCGGAGGAGGACGUCCGGCCCGAACCGCCCACCGCGGAGCCGAUAGACGGCGUUGACGAACACAAGCAGCAGCAGCAGCCACCACCACCGCUGCACGCCGAAAGUGCCUUCCCCACAGCAGCAGCAGCAAUGACGACGACGCCGGAGAUGUCUGCGGCUCCCGCGGGGGAUUCAAUUGAGGGGCAUACGUAUCCACAAAACCCUUUGUGCUGGAAUUCGGUGCAUUUGGUGGCCAUUGCGGGAGAGGAGGAAAACGUGGAGCCGGCGCCGUACUGCACAUGUACGUGCACGAAAUUCUGCCAGCGCUACAGAUCUUUACACGAAGUAGAAAAUGUUGGCGAAACCCGCCUCGUGGCCAUCGCCGGAAGCGUGGAUGCCCACAACGUGAGCCAGCAGAGGGGUGGCGAUGGGAGGCAAAUGGUUCAGUCUACACCAGGUGGCAUGGUACUGACCGACAUGUACAAGACGGCAUGCGGCUACACCAUCUACAUUCAACCGCCAAUGAACCCCUGA